AAAAAGUAUCUUAGGGAGUUCUGGAAUGCUGUUCCAGACGAGGACAGAGAUUGGUUAAGUGAUUCUCUGAAUGAUCGGGAGUAUGCAGUCGGUUUAAAGAAACUUAAUGAUAAUACCAAGGAAAACCUGGAGUCAAUGAAAAAGUCCAUAGUAGAACUAUUUACAGAUGAAAACAAUACAAAAGUUGAAUUGCCUUCUUCGUGGGCUUUAAUGGAGCAGUUAUUAUAUGAAGGAGGCUGGAAGGUUUUGACCCUGAGUGAAAUCUGGAAGCUCAACUCAUCUCUUCCUCGGGAAUACCAAAUCAAAAGUGAGGAAGAAAUGUCUAACUUUUUAAAAUGUUUCCAUGACAGUGGCCUUCUUUUGAAUUUUGAAGAAGUGGAAUUGAGGGAACAUGUUAUACUAGAUAUUCAGUGGUUUGCUAAUGCUUUCAGUAAAAUAAUUGCUGAUGAAAACCACAUCAAUAAAGAUUGUCAAACAAAAUUAAUCAAAGAGUGGAAAUCCUUCAACAAAACAGGGGAACUUAAAGAAACAGUUAUAGAUGCUUUGUGGAAAGAUGAACCCUCUUACUUGAAACAUAAAAAUGAAAUUAUGCUAUACAUGGAGAAACUCCAAAUGCUGGUACAUUUGAAUGCAUUUGAGGCUGUAUCAGUAGGUAGCAUGUCAUGGUAUGUCCCGUGUAUGAACAAAAAGCAGUUUAAAGCUGACUUCAGUGAAGAUACAUGGGAAUGUUCAUCCAUUUUGUGCUAUCGAUUCAGUUCCUUUGCUAUGUUUGUGUUCUACAGACUAGUAGCAUACUGCAUAAGUUCUCUAAGAUGGAGUGUUGCAAAAGAUGAAGAUAAUGAAGGAAGUCCAUGUCUUUAUCAAACGGCGGCAGUGUUUGAUCACAAUGAACACACUGUUGUUGUUGGCAUAUGUAAUGAUGAUAUUCAGUUGCAAGUGCUGAGAAUCAAAUCAUUGACCAUAGACAAAGAAGUAUCAUAUGAAAUUGGAAACUCCAUUGAUAAAGGAAUAGGGAAAUUGACAGAAACAUUUAUUGGCACAAAGAUAUUCCUCAGAGGAUUCAAAUGUCAAAACAUUAUUUGUAAUGAGAAUGAUCUUUCUUUUACACUUUCAAGUGAGCUGUCCAAAAUCAAGGCAAAAGAAAUUCAGUGCAAGUGUCAACUUCGGGAGAAACAUGUGAUAAAUGUACAAAAGACACAGGGAUUCUGGGAAAAGAGAGAGUCGAGUGAUUCCAGUACUCCUGUGGCCUCUGGAUAAAACCUAGAAGGCCGGUCUAGAUUUGCAAAACUUGGUAUGGCUACAAAUGAUGUGUUGAAUAAGGCAUACAGAGAUAUUCUAGAAUCAGAAAUUCCUGCAUCUGAUAUUGAGAACAAAGUGGAUUUAUUAUCAAACAAAAAGUUGAAGAGCCUGAAUCUAAACGCAAAUCAAGAAGAACAAUUGAAAAAAGCAAAAAUAUCAGGAUAUGAGGAAUUUGAUAUUUCAUUAACAUACAAAUUGAUAAGAAACAUUUGUUCAAAGAUUCCUAAACCAACAAAAGGAAAAUGGGGAGAAGAGCCUGCAGCAGCAGAGGUGAGAGUGGGUGAUGAUAUCGAAAGAAUUAGGUCAAUACGAAAUAGACUAACUGCACACGUAAGCUCAGCCUCAAUCCCUCAGACAGAAUUCGACGAUACCUGGUCAACAAUGUCAGAUGUCUGCCAAAGACUGGAAACGUUCACUGGUAAAAAGUAUGUGGAUAGUCUUAAAGGUAUUCAGAAACUCGCUCUGAAAGAGGAAGGGGAAGAUGCAAUAAAAACUAUCAUAGAGAAGUUUGUCAAGGAUCAACACGAACUGAUGAAGACAGUUGUGUCAGAUGUUCAAGAAUUAAAGUCUCAGAUGUUGACAUUAAAACGAAAUUGAAGACUGGAAGCGGCCGUUCAGAAAUUAUAAUCUUCAUUAAUAGAACGUUUGUAGGACUAGUAAACAAUGAAUUCUGGAACACUCGGUUGAAGAUGUCGGAAAUCUGCAAUCCACCUGAAAGUUUCAUUUGUGAAAAACCUUUAGUUGAUGAAACAAGAAUAUCAAUUGUCUCAUUUAAAGCCAUCAUUUCGUAAAUUUUAUGGUCGCUACAAUGACCUUGUCAGCAAAUACAAUUUAUCAUUGAGUCAAAUGCUGACUGACGUUUUUCAUACUUAUUAUGAGUCCAUUAUUUACACACUGAGUUGAUGACGGAAUUUUUCCGCUAUUUCACGAUCAUUACAAGGAGCACACGGCGGGUGUGACCGGUCGGCAGAGGAUGCUCACUCCUCCAUGGCACCUGAUCCCACCUCUGAUGUUUUGGAGGUCCGUGUUUGCUCUGCUCUUAUUUUGUAUAUUGUUUAAUGGACUUUGAGAUUGGAUACUGUUCGUUAUCUCCAUAUCCUUAUUGGAUAAGCUUAAUUAUAAGGCUUACCGAAAUAAAGAACAGAUUUAUUUAACAAUUUUUAGCGAAACAUGAGUUCGGCGUCCAACUCUCAGACAAGAUUCAAUGAGAGUGGGCCUUGUGCAUAUGAAUUCUCUUCAGUCGCUAUUUAAUGGAAUAUCACCUGUAUUCAAGCAAUGUUACCAUUGCUACGUUGGAGAUAAUGGCUCUAUCAUUAAUCUGAUAAUGGUGCUUUAACAAAUGUAUAGCAUUAAAUCAGAAUCAACUAAUUUACAUGAAAGUAUUAUAUUGUAGAAUUGUUAAAAUUCAAGAAGCUUUAGAGAAAAUCAAAUAUAAUGUCCUAGAAAUAGAAACAAUAAUCAAUCGUAAGGAAGGAGCUACAGAUUAGGAACUGGUUGAUUAUUGUGUAGAAUAUUAAAGAAUUGCAUGUUUAACUUCAUCUUAUAAGAAUAGAAAGUGCUUGAGAGUUCAUUUUAAGUGAAUGUGUAUCCUAUACUACUUGUACCUACGAGGGUUUAGCUGCAAAAGUUCAAAGUUGUAUGGAAGUGUCGGAUAAGAAGGGAAUAUGUUCAUUCACGAUUGCAUAUUUUUAAAACAGAGAUUAGCGAUCGACCUUUGUUGCUUAUGUUGAUAUGUUUAAUUUAUUUUGCUUGUGUAUUGUAAACUUAA
Messenger RNA from Saccostrea cuccullata (small rock oyster), 3067 nucleotides. RefSeq lists its product as uncharacterized. The transcript has 3 exons. The record is from RefSeq and is a predicted model, not a curated record. The coding region runs from base 136 to 1257 and encodes 373 amino acids. Lineage: Eukaryota; Metazoa; Mollusca; Bivalvia; Ostreida; Ostreidae.